Messenger RNA from Amoebophrya sp. A120, 8253 nucleotides. Lineage: Eukaryota; Dinophyceae; Syndiniales; Amoebophryaceae. The record is from the annotation of a GenBank genome assembly.
AGCAGCAGGUCCAAAGAAGCUUUUUCCAAACUGUUUUUCACAACAUUUUUCCUUUGAUCACGGUUUUGUUUUUGUUUCUGAGCGGAAAUAAGCACAUGCACAACUGAAUAACUGAUUAUCCCCUCGAUUUUGAUGUCUUACGUAGAUCCGUAGCACUUUGUAAAGACUAUCGAUAAUUUUGAUUCAUGCUUACCGUUACUCCAGCAGCUACAAGUAAACCCAAGGAUGCCAUGCGAGGCUUCUAGGCCUCAGAGCCGGGAUGGAAGUAUAUUGUCCUCAGCAGGCGCGGCAGUCUCGUGUGGUCUGACAAUAGAGGGAGAGCAAACUCCUGCAAGAGGAACAGCGCAGCUGCAGAGCUGACACGACCACCAACAUGCUCGCCCGCGGUUCUUGUGCGGGGUCAACUCUGGUCGCGCAGUAUACAACAACCUCGCGUCCAUCGAGUUUUGCCUUCCCGCUCGGCAGAUGCGGGCUGCAGCAGGUGCAACUCCGCUUCUUUUCCGAUGAGCCCUACUGGCGCAGACCCUCGGUUCUCUCCGGGGCGGGAAACAAUAGCAGCGCGCGAAACAGCGCCGGCGCGCCCAACACCACGACAAAAAGCUUGUCGAAAGUCGGCGAGCCCCCGCGGUUUCAGUCCAUCCUGUCCCUGCCAAUCAGUCGCAAGCCGCUUUUUCCCGGGCAGCGCAUGCCGAUCUGGGUCAGGAAUCCAAAAGUCGUAGAGGAGAUUAACCGAUUGAUUCAGAGCCAGACCCCAUAUCUGGGGCUGUUCUUACGGAAAGACCCGGCAGAGAUUGCAGGAUCUGGUGGGACGACAGCAGCGGCAGGAGGCAGCAGCAGCAGCACGGCAUCAGAUCAUGCCGAAAGCGCAGACCAGGAGGGCAGCACCACGACGAGGGGGAGUUCGGCGUUUGACGAGGAGAUUGUGACGAACACAAAUCAGCUCUAUGAAGUCGGCACACUGGCUAGCAUCCAGCAGGUAAUGCCACUGCAGGCGACGGGAGGACUGCAGGUACGCACUUGAUAUUUUUUUCACGAGAAGGUCAGAUUGUAACAUUUCAUCGAAGCUGAAGACUAGUUUAACAGGACGAAGCUGAAGAAUAGUUUAAUUCUUCUACACCCCAAACCCUUUACUGGGUAACAUCAUCAUCAUCAUCGGUCCACUUUAAGAACCUCCUUUGUCGUGAAGUGGUCCUUCACAAGAGCGAUUUCUUCGAAAUGUAUAUAAAACUGCAAUCUUAAUCUUGAUUUUUAUCACGCCUGCGAAUUGCAUCAGAUCCAAGUGACCGGACAUCGGAGAAUAACGCUGAAACAAAUUGAAAACUUCGGCCCGCCGCUGCACACUAACGUAGUGCAUUGGAGCAAGAACGCGGAGCAUGGAACCCCGGGAGCUGCAUCAUCUUCUUCUUCGGGCUCCUUGAGUACUAAAGACGGCGACACUGCUAAGAAUUCCGCCGCCGAACAGGAAAACGAGCAGAUGUCGAGUAUCAAGUGCAAAAAUGUCUGGGUCUGGAAAAGUGUAGACUUGUCAUGCUGAUUUUCCAUGACCCAUGAGGUCUGGAAUGCGGGACUGAGCAUGACAGACUCUGCGAAGUCUCUGCCAUGCCUGUCCUGCAUGAGAAAGAAACGCCCUUCCAACUUGGUCAAAAGUGGACAGCUUUUGGCACUCAUGCAACAUAGAUUUUUGCAUGCUUCAGAUUUACCAUGACAAGUUGCAAUCUUCCAGACCCAGACAUUUUUGCAAUCCAUAUCGAGGGCUUUGGUGCAAGAAACGAUCAAACUGAUCCAGGACAUUAUCAAAAGGAAAAAUCCCCCCUCCCCAUUAUAUCGCAACGAAGUUUCUGAUGCUGGAUUUCCGUACACAAAUCAGAUUUGUCUUGCAGUGGAGGACUGUAGGCAUAUGUCAAGCCUCAGUCGAGAGGUUUUGACGUAGGCGACUAGCAUGACAACCGUGUAUGCUCUAAGCCCAACAGCAUCACAAACCGCCUGCAAAAUGUGGGGCGCUCUCUGGUCUUGCCUUCUUGCAAGACAGACAGGAUUUGAGGUCACAAACGCGCGUCGCAAAUUUUCAGACGGAUACGUUUGCAAUAUGGGGAGGGGGGAUUUUUCCUUGCAAUAGACAUCUUCCGGCUAAACCCCCAGUUCCGCGAGUUCCUCGAGUUCGCGAUGCAGUCUCCCACCUUCAAGUCGGACCACCAGAACCCCGGCCGACUGGCGGACUUCGCCUCCGCCAUGACAUCGGGCACGAAAGAGGAGACCAUGCAGGUGUUCCAGAUACGAGAGUGCACAGAGCUCCUCCCCCUCGACCCCCCGCAUUCAAGACGCGGCAUGAGCAGCAACACGAGUCGUGCUGACAUGAUAGGUGCAGCUUUUGCAUGACAAGAAAUGAUCGCGACAGAGUCUAGUGCUGAGCUUCGGCUUCUCUGUAAACCUGUCAUGCAUAGUAGUGGCAAAAGCUAAAAGGCAAAGUGUAGUACAGUUGCUGUUGUGCAUGAAAAACUGAGAACGAGGGGGAAUCAAUUGUGCAACUUCAUACCACGAGCCGAACGGCGUGAAGCGGCUGCAGCUCGCGUAUCAGCUUUUGCAGAAGGAACUGCAGGUGAUCGAGGCGCAGGUGAAAAUUCGGUCCCAGGUCGAGGAGACGGUGCAGAAACAGCAGAAUAUUACAGUGAAAAAUGCCCCCACCCCCAGCUUGGCAGCAUUUGUAUUGCAAACCUUCGCAACAGAAACAUUCCCCGUCUUGCAUAUCUCAGCAUCACAAAUUUUCCAUGCUGAAUAGGUCAAAUUUGUGUUGCGAAGUAGCCCAACAGCAGCCGGAUCUGUUAUUCACAAGGCACCUUGCGCACCCUGAUUCUGCAUCAGAAACGCUCGCAGUCCUUUUAUGCAAGACAAAAAGCUUUUAUUUUGACACUUUGCAUGGAAAACUUCUGCAAAUUCCGAGGGUGGGGGCAUUUUUCACUGUAAUACAGAAGGACUUCUAUUUGCGCGAACAGCUGAAGGUGAUCAAGAAGGAACUGGGGAUGGAGAAAGACGACAAGGACGCGCUGGCUAUCAAGUUCAAGGACCGGAUUAUCGCAAGAAAAAACUGUUUCACUGUGAACUUGUGAUGCAGAGAAUGGAGCGCAGAACGAUUUGUCUUGCUACACCUGCAAGACAUUGGAUUUUUCAGCGUGUUUUCCCUUGGGAAGUGCGCAUGGCAAAUUUUCUGUGUCAUGUGUAACAAACUUGUGAUGCAGAUCUUGCAAGAUCAUCCCAGUGAAACAGUUUUUCCGUGGGAUACGGAUAAAAGACCGGAAAAUCCCGGAGGAGAUAAAGGAAGUGAUCGACGCGGAACUGGACAAAUUGUCUUUCCUGGACAAGAACUCCUCCGAGUUCCAGGUCGCGCGGAACUAUUUGGACUGGUUGACGGUUUUGCCCUUUGACCUGCAGUCGAAGGAGAAUUUCAGUUUGUCCAAAGCGCGAACGGUCCUGGACCGGGACCACUACGGGCUGCAGGAUGUGAAGGACAGAAUAUUGGAAUUCAUCGGCGUUGGAAAAUUAAAAGGAUCGGUGCAGGGAAAGAUCAUUUGCCUGGUCGGCCCGCCAGGGACGGGAAAGACCUCCAUUGGGAAAAGCAUCGCCGAGUCGCUGAAUCGGGAGUUUUUCCGGUUCUCGGUCGGUAUAGAAGUAGAGUUAUUUUUUUUAUUCGGCAUAAAACAGUGGGUUUGCAUUUUCAUGUUCAGUCUUAUGUCCCAUGAUGUGCUGAUGAUGUGUUUUGCAUUUGCAGGUGCCUGCGUACGUAUGUACAUGAUGAGCAUGCAGUUAUUGCUGUGGGUGUCUAAGUAUGCGACGAUUUCUAUAUUUUGUGUACUCCAACUUCAAAAAAAUACUGAAACUACAGGCGGUCUGCACGAUGUGGCGGAGAUCAAAGGCCACCGCCGCACCUACAUUGGCGCCAUGCCGGGGAAGCUGAUCCAGUGCCUGAAACAGACCAAAGUGAACAACCCCUUGAUCCUGAUCGACGAGAUCGACAAACUCGGGCGCGGGGGCAUGCACGGCGACCCGUCGAGUGCGUUGUUGGAGGUUUUGGAUCCCAGCCAGAACGGCACCUUCGUGGACCAUUUCCUCGACGUACCCGUGGAUUUUUCGCAGGUUCUGUUCCUCUGCACGGCAAACGUCUUGGACACGAUACCAGAACCGCUUCUGGACCGCAUGGAGGUGGUGCGGCUGUCGGGAUACGACCUCCCGGAGAAGACGGAGAUUGCGAAGAAUUAUUUGAUUCCCAAGGUGAUGGAGCAGUCCGGGCUGAAGGGGAAGGACGAGAUAAGUUUUAUCAGCAACGACGCGGUGGACAGCGUGAUUCGGUGGUACUGCCGGGAAGCGGGGGUGCGAAACCUGCAGAAGCAAAUCGAGAAGUUGUGCCGCAAGCGGGCCUUUCAACGCGCGGAAAUCGCGGACAAGCUUGAGGUAGCAGAGGCGAAAAGGGCGGAAGAGGAAAAAGCGAAACUUUUGGCGGAGGAGACGCGAAAGAAAGAGGAAGAAGCGAAAAUCGCCGCCGCAGACGGGAAUGCGGAAGUAGAUUCAUCUGUGAGUACAACUAGUACCACAGAUAGUGGUCCAGCUUCAACAACAUCUUCCGAAACAAGCAAGACAGAGAUUUCAAUCGAGGAAGCAACGGGGGACUUGACAAUAACACCUGGAGAGAGCAGUAGUACAACAACAUCUACUUCACAGGCUUCAAUUUCAAACGAACAAGCUUCGGAUCAUGCGGAGAAUGGUCCUGCAAUCGCUGGAACUACAACUGAGUCCACGACAACGAUCAGCCCAGAAACCUCUUCCUCUUCAGCAUCUUUUCCUGCGUCAACUACAGAGCCAGAAGCUACUACGACAGCAAAAACCGGCACUGACAGUACAACUACCGACGAAAAAACGUCGUCAACAAGCUUGACGACAGAAGCAGGUGAACAGGUUCCUUCAACAUCAGCACCCACAGAAACAGUAAAUGCCGCUGAUGCACCAGUCAAGCCCCUUCCAACGAUCACGGCGGAGAACUUAUCGGACUACCUCGGCAAGCCGCUGUACACCAGUGACAAGCUCUACGAGACACCGCCCGCCGGAGUGGUGAUGGGUCUCGCUUGGACGGCGCUGGGCGGGUCGACGCUGUAUAUCGAAACAAAAGCGAUCGAGACCGCGGAUAGCGGGCGAGGGAGCUUGAACGUAGUUUAUUAUGUAAGGGAUUUGCAUAUAAAACGCUUGAUGUUUUUCUGAUCGAGAUAAAAUGAUCAACGGCGAGUUGUGCUGUAUCUUAUCUCGUGCGUCGUGAAGCAAUAGUUUGCUGAGUACAACUUCUUCUUGCGUUAAUAAAUUCUUGCUCCUCUAUAUAUGCCUUCCUCCAAAAAACACGACAGGUGACGGGGCGUCUAGGCGACGUGAUGCAGGAGUCCAGUAAAAUCUCGAUGGUGGUUGCGAAAAAGUUCCACCCCGCGGUAAUCGAGUUUGCCAGGAAGCACGACAUUUACCUCCACGUGCCCGAGGGUGCGACGCCGAAAGACGGUCCCUAUCCUAUGUAAAAACGUCCCCACCCCAGAGUCAAGAUGGGGAUUUUGCAACACAAACCUUGAAGUUUUGGGAACCACGCAUGACAAAUUGCAGGCUGUAGUGUAGUGCAGUUUAGCAAGGGAAGCCGCAUAACAAAUCGAUCGCCUUAUGCUGUUUACAGCAUUACAAGUUCCAAAACACGAUUGAGAAUGCCCCUCAUGGGAGCGCGCAUUACAAACGCUCUUGUGCUUGCAGAUCUGCAUCACAACUCUGGGGUGGGGACGUUUUUACUCAGGAUAGCCCCUCCGCCGGGAUCACCAUGACCACCGCGAUCAUUUCGCUUGCCUUGAACAAAUCCAUCCUGCCCAACAUCGCCAUGACGGGAGAAGUGUCCUUGACCGGGAUGGUUCUCCCCGUUGGGGGCAUCAAGGAGAAAACCAUCGCCGCAAGACUAUUCUAAGGAAAAACGUCCCCACUCCAUAGUUGUCAUGCAGAUCUGCGUGCUUAAAAUAUUUCUCAUGCGGAGCCCCAUGAGCAGCAUUUUAGAGUGGUGUUUUGCGAUUUGUGAUGCUCCAAUCAGCAUGCCAUUCUAGAUCUGUGAUGCUGCUGAACUAGCUCAACACGAUUACACUAGGAAGCGAGACUUGUCAUGCGCAACAGCCAAAGCUGGCCGAUUUGUGUAGCAGGUUCCCCAUCUUGACUAUGGUUAUGUGGUCCAAAUACCAAGAUGAGUUAAUCCAUUUAAAUGAAUUAUUUUUUUUUUGCAGCUGCAGAACCUGGAGGCGCGACUUGAUAUGCUCAGCGGUUGACAUCAUUGUUUGGGGUUGUGGUCCUUUGCUUCUGUUGGUGUUUUGCCCGGCCUGCACAAGCUCCCUCGCAGAUGAUGUGAUGGCUGCUGGAGCUGCAUGCUGACGCGACGGAGACUCGCGUUUUCUCCAGACGAAAACCAUCCCCGGAAAAACAGGGCCCCACGCACCGAGUAAAAUUUGGCCUGAUUCAAACCUGGCCCUUGAGUCGGAUUUAAUUUUGGCCCAGCAGGGGCGGAAUCAAUUCGAAUUAAAUCGAAAAAAAAAUCUCCCAGGAGGGGGAAUUAAAAAUAAUUAAUUUCCGGGUCCGGCCCCGCGGGCUGGGUCAGGAUUUCAUGUGUGAUUUCCCUGUCAAAUUUUUUGGGCGCGUUUUUUUUCGAUUAAUUCGUUUAAUUCGUUUUUUUCCGGGCGGGAAAAACGAAUUUUUUUCCCGCCCAGUGAGAUUUUUUUAUUUUUCCCCCCCCGUGGGCCCCGGGGUGAGGCCUGUGGUGGCGGAUUUAAUUCAGGCCCGAAUUAAUUCUGUUUGGGCCAUUGGCUUGCGGCUUUUCUCGCCGAGCCGCAUUCUUGUGUGAAAGCGAAAGAAGCGACCUCCCCUACUCGGCGCUCGCGCCCAGUAAAAAACUCAGCUGGAGAUCCGGCGCACAAGCAAAUGUAUGUCGGAGACGCGUCCGCUCGCUGACUACUUCUCGGCGAAUUGAUCCCGUCCAACAUAUCUGCUGAUCAUUGUUGUCGGCGCCACGCUGCGCCCUCUGUUUGCAAAUUUUCUUAUUCAUUCAAUUCAAAUAACUCAUCUUGGUAAUUUUUACCUCUUGACUAUGGGGUGGGGACGUUUUUACUCUGGAUAAAGACGGUCCGCCUGUGAGAAACUGAUUUUCCCGGAGGGCAACCGCAGGGAUGUGGAUGCGUUGCCGGCGUAUUUGAAGGAGAACAUUGAAAUCUUUUACGCGAAAGAGUACGACGAUGUCUGGAAAAUCGCGUUCGGGGAAAGCGAAUUGCCAUGUCGUGUCGUACCGUAUGGAAUGCAAAUAUGUCUGGGUCUGGAUGAAUGCAGAUGUUUGUCAUGGACACUUUGCAUAACCCAUGGCGUCUGUGAUGCAUGCCCUAGCAUCACAGAGUUUUUCUUGACGGCUUUCUGAUGCCCGUACUGCAUGAGAAAUGCCCUCUCUGUGUAGCAAAAACUUGACCUCCCUUGCUGUUCAUGAAAUACGAAUUCUGUGUAGAAUCCAAAGGCAGCAUCACAAGUUGGGAUCCUUCCAGACCCAGACAUAUUUGCAAUCCAUAUACCGCCAGCCGCGCCAGUAGUUGAGGACGGAUCUGCGGCCACCACAGCUAGCGAGGACACAGCGGGAGCAGCCACAACUUCUGGUGCGACUGCCUCGCGACCGUCGGUGACAAUUCCGGAGAGCGACGUAGUGGAAGAUGUUGAUGAUAACAGUUCGACCAAUAAGGUCAGAAUGUUGCAGCAGGUGAAGGAAGAAUGAUUUUCUUCACAGUGGUAUGCGACACCAAUUCUACACACUAAAGCUAAUGAACUUGCUCAUAAUCAUACGUAUUGUUAUUUUGACACGAACGACCCAGCACACGGCAGGUCGCUGUUGUUGCGCCGAUUUAAUGUGAAGAAUUUUUUCAAUCGAGAUUGUGAUCCUAUGCUACAAUUUUCUUACACGGAGCAAAAGUCAGCAAGUACUUAUCUAAUUUAUGCGACGACCUAGCGAUCUACUAUUUUCUGAUGUUGUUGUUAUGCGACACCUCUAAAACGACCUGGUUCUUUAACUCUUCAUAGCGACAACUCCAUGAAAAGAAAUACAUUUGCGAGGCUGGAAAGCAGCUUCUGCUGGCCAGAUAAGAAACCGCUCUCAAGUAAGAGUACAAUGGGGAGAAAUCAAAUGACAAUCAAUAAUUGAUGAUUUUCAUCUAUAUGGCGAAUGUCAAU